Castor canadensis (American beaver) is the source of this 2538-nucleotide messenger RNA. NCBI's taxonomy places the organism in Eukaryota, Metazoa, Chordata, Mammalia, Rodentia, Castoridae. The record is from RefSeq and is a predicted model, not a curated record.
AUGACUUUGACCUGGAACUGCACCACAGGGAAAACAGCUUUGUUCAUGGAGCUUGUUGGCUAUAUAGUUUUAUCAGAUGACCAGCUAAAGGCUCCGCACCACUUGCUGGAGGAGGAAAUGGAGCUAGGCAAAGAUGUGGAAAAAGAAUUGGAAAGGAACGAAGAGCUCCAGAGGAAGACCAAACAUAAGUUUAAGGCCAAUCCUCCUGCUGUGACGUUUGAACUUACUGGAGAGACAGAUGGCAUAUUUAUGAUAGAACCAGAUGGACUUCUAUAUUACGCCAGCACCCUGGACAGAGAAACAAGACCCAUUCACAAUCUGCAGCUUGCAGCCCUGGAUGCUCAAGGAGCAACGGUGGAGGGCCCAGUUCCCAUCACCAUAGAAGUGAAGGACAUCAAUGACAACCGACCCAUGUUUCUCCAAGAAAAGUACGAAGGCUCGGUACGGCAGAACUCUCGCCCAGGAAAGCCCUUCAUGUAUGUUAAUGCUACAGACCUGGAUGAUCCAACCACUCCCAAUGGCCAACUUUUUUAUCAGAUUGUUAUUCAGCUUCCCAAAAUUGGUGAUGUCAUGUACUUUCAGAUCAACAACAGAACAGGAGGGAUAUCGCUCACCCCCCAAGGAUCUCAAGAAUUGGAUCCAGCUAAGAAUUCUUACUACAAUCUGGUAGUCUCAGUAAAGGACAUGAGAGGUCAGAAUGAGAAUUCCUUCAGUGACACCACAUCUGUGGAUAUUACGGUGAAGGAGAAUAUCUGGAAAGCACCAGAAGCUGUGGAGGUUAUCGAAAACUCCACUGAUCCUCACCCCAUCAAAAUCACUAAGGUGCAAUGGAAUGAUCCAGGUGCACAUUACUCGUUACUUGAUAAGGAGAAGCUGCCAAGAUUCCCAUUCUCAAUUGACCAGGAAGGAAAUAUUUAUGUGACCCAGCCCUUGGACCGAGAAGAAAAGGAUUCAUAUGUUUUUUAUGCAGUUGCAAAGGAUGAGUAUGGAAAACUACUUUCAAAGCCACUCGACAUUCAUGUGAAGGUUAAAGACAUUAAUGAUAACCCACCGACAUGCCCAUCUGCAGUGACUGUAUUUGAGGUCCAGGAGAAUGAAGUACUGGGUAGCAGUAUUGGAAUCUUUACCGCCCAUGACCUGGAUGAAAAAAACACUGUCAACAGUAUUUUAAAGUACAAAAUUGUGGUGCAAGCCCCCCAGAUUCCCAUAGAUGGACUCUUUCUGGUUGAAGAAUAUGAGGGAAAAUUCCAGUUAGCUAGACAGUCCUUGAAGAAGCAAGACAGUCCUCAGUACAACCUAACAGUCCAGGUGUCCGACAAAGAUUUCAAGACCCUCUGUUUUGUGCAAGUCAAUGUGAUUGAUAUAAAUGAUCAGAUUCCCGUCUUUGAAAAAUCAGAUUAUGGAAACCUGACUCUCCCUGAAGACACAGCCAUUGGGACCAUCAUCUUAACCAUCCAAGCCACUGAUGAUGAUGAACCGUUUACUGGGAGUUCUAGAAUCCUGUAUCGGAUUAUACAGGGAGACAGUGAGGGGAGACUGGGGGUCGACACAGAUCCCCAGACCAAUGCAGGCUACGUCAUGAUUAAAAAGCCUCUUGAUUUUGAAACAGCACCUGUUUCCACCAUUGUGUUCCAAGCAGAAAAUCCAGAGCCUCUGGUGUCUGGUGUAGUGUACAACACCAGUUCUUUUGCUUCGUUCAGGCUUAUUGUGACAGAUGUGAAUGAAGCACCUGUAUUUUCUCAACACAUAUUCCAGGAAAAAGUCAGCGAGGACACGGCUGUGGGCACAAAAGUGGGCAAUGUGACUGCCAGAGAUCCCGAAGGUCUGGGUGUAAGGUAUUCACUGAGAGGUGACACAAGAGGUUGGCUUAGAAUUGACCCUGUCACUGGUGACAUCUUUAGUGCAGCUCCUCUAGACAGGGAAACUGAAAGUCUGUACCGGGUCCAAGUGGUGGCCACUGAAGUAGGUGGGUCCUCCUUGAGCUCCGUGUCAAAUUUCCACCUGACCCUUACUGAUGUGAAUGACAAUCCCCCACGGCUAGCCAAGGAUUACACAGGCUUAUUCUUCUGCCACCCUCCCUCCGCUCCAGGAAGCCUUAUUUUCCAGGCCACUGACGAUGAUCAACAGUCACUUCGGGGUCCCCAGUUUACAUUUGCCCUUGGCAGCGAAAGCUUUCAGAGGGACUGGGAAGUUUCCAAAGUCAAUGGCACCCAUGCCAGACUCUCCACCAGGCACACGAACUUUGAGGAGAAAGUUUAUGAGAUCCCAAUUCACAUCAAUGAUGGGGGUCGACCACCCUUGGAAAGGACAGUCUCUUUACCAGUUACUUUCUGCACAUGUGUAGAAGGAAGCUGUUUCCGGCCAGCGAGUCACCAAGCUGGGAUACCCACUGUGGGCAUGGCAGUUGGUAUACUUGUGACUACCUUUCUGAUCAUUGGUAUAAUUUUAGCAGUUGUGUUUAUCCGCAUAAAGAAAGAUAAAGGCAAAGAUAAUGUUGAAAAUGCUCAGGCAACUGAAGUCAAACCUCUGAGAAGCUGA